Molecule: messenger RNA, 1392 nt
Organism: Syzygium oleosum
Lineage: Eukaryota; Viridiplantae; Streptophyta; Magnoliopsida; Myrtales; Myrtaceae
Exons: 3
Coding region: 1-1392 (463 amino acids)
Source: RefSeq, a predicted model, not a curated record
AUGGAUGUAACUCAUCCUGGAAUAUCGAGCAACAAGAAACAAGCAGUUGAAGCUGCCACCACCAGGCCAGAUUUUUUGCAGUGGAGUGUUUAUCCAUUGGACAAUGCCUCUCACUAUCAUUCAAGUCCAGGCCAAGUUCAAGGUGGACUUGUGUCGGGGCCUUCGCAAUUCGUGUACAUGGUAGAUGUGCCACUAGGUACUGGUGUUAAGAGCAUGGGAAGGAAGGAUUUCCAUGACGCAUGUCAAGGUGAUGCCUCACUUAAUUCUCACAAUCUUGGCGAAAUGCUAAAGGCAAAAAUCAAUCAUGUUUGUGAUUCUGAGAAUGUCAUGUUUGCACCGAUAAGCAACUUUUUGAGAAAGGUCGAUGACGGAAGAUUGUUGAGGAGCACUAGCUGUAACAAGUACUAUGGCACCUUCUUAUCUUUGGGAAGUCCGUGUCAGAUUAAGGAUGGGAAUAACACACCAUUGGAUGUGAUUCGCAAUGAAGGAUUGGACCUGAGUCUCACCUUAGGUAAAAACUACGAGGAGAAGAGAGAUAUAAUUGUUUCAGGCAGAACUGAUGAAGGACCUAUGGAACAUGCAUCCAGCAUGGCCGUUGCAGAUAACAAGGCCAUUUUAGACUAUCCAAACUAUGCUUACUUGUCAAGAGCAACUAGCCAGAUGAACACCAUCGAGCCGAAUGCUCAUCAGAAUAACAUACCGGUGCAUGUGAUUUGCAAUGGUGGAUACAAUGCGCAUCAAACCUUACGUCGCAACAAUAAGGAAAAAGGAAAUGUUGUUGCUUUUGGAGGAGUUAAGGUCACUACCGUUGAUAAGGCGAUGCUAAAAAAUCAGAGUUCUGCUCAAUCGUCAUGGGCAACUAGUUGGGUAGGCACAGUUGAACCAAAUGCUCAUCCUUCUACAGAGAGCAAUUCAAAUCCAGGAGGUAAGGCAAAAGACCAGAAAGCUUGCAGAGAAAAGAAACAAACGACAGCUAGUGAGCCUCGCCCGAAUUUAUACCUGUUAUCCGUUCAUAGUCUAUUAUCAACCGGAAUAUUUGACGGGGCUCUUGUGAAGUACAUUUGCGAGAGUCGUGAUUUAAUUCUUCAUGGUGUUAUAAAAGGGUCAAAGAUUCUUUGUAGCUGCAACGAAUGCAACAACAAUAAAUACAUUGGUCCCUGCAAAUUUGAACGCCAUGCUGGAGGGAAGACCAAGAGACCAAAUAGUCACAUCUACUUCGAGAAUGGCAAGACCAUCUAUGAAGUUUUUCAUGAGCUGAGGAACACUUCGGAGGACAAACUUUCUGAUGCGAUUCAGAAAAUCGCAGGUUCCGCCGUUAAUCAGCUAAACUUACACAAUUGGAAAUGUCAUUCUAAUCUUGGACCCCUCCCUAGUGGCCUCUACCCGAAGUAA